Xenia sp. Carnegie-2017 is the source of this 1758-nucleotide messenger RNA. RefSeq names its product riboflavin-binding protein-like. The record is from RefSeq and is a predicted model, not a curated record. Gene Ontology annotation, cellular component: external side of plasma membrane. Gene Ontology annotation, molecular function: riboflavin binding; riboflavin transmembrane transporter activity; signaling receptor activity. Bases 556 to 1338 code for a protein of 260 amino acids. The transcript has a single exon. NCBI's taxonomy places the organism in Eukaryota, Metazoa, Cnidaria, Anthozoa, Malacalcyonacea, Xeniidae.
UAUACCUUGGAAAACGAAGGCAAUAUAUAGUGAAUUCACACUGGAAUCUUUCAGUUUUUAUAUGACUUAUCAAAUAGGGACAAUAGGAGCUACAAACUGGAACCCUAAUGCACAACCUAAAUGCACAGAAUAAGAUUAUCCACGAUAUACGCGUAAUGUGCUAUGAUCAUAUUGGCGUGUUUUAACUGGCUUGUUCUCUUUUCUCCACAUAGUAGUUUGUACUGAGUAAAUAUUCAUAUAUUAGUAGCUAUAAUAAAGGCCAAAAUAAAAAGUGUAAGUGAUAUCUGUGUCUGUAACAAACUAAAAUCACCGCCAUGUUCAAUAGACGCCACGGUAAAUGUCGCGAUGGUCGCUGCAUGUGUGUUUCUAGCGUUCAAGCGACUGACGCGUGCGCAUCAAUUCGCUUUGGACGCGCGACUGAAACGACUGCCCAGUGUGUUUCAGCCUUAAAAGUCGUGUCUUUCAAUUGCUUCAAAUGCUUUGCAUUUAAAAUAAAGCGAAACGUAUUUUGAUUACAUAAUUCACAUUACAUCACAUCUAAGGCAACAUCAUUUGAUGAAACUUUUCAAGCUGGCAAGAAGCAAUAUGUCUAUGAUCAUGUCUAUUGCAAUUUUUUUCUUAAUAAUCGCUACAUUUCUCAACGAAGAGGUUCAAUCUCACUCUCACAGUAAAGUGGAGGGACGAUGUUUGCCUGGAGCAAAACACAAGUCGGAACCUUCACCUGAAGAUGACUCAUACAAAGCAUGUCACUUGUUCAAAAACAGCUCUUGUUGUACGUCGGAGUUUACAAAUCAAUUAGCUGUAGAGAAUGUUCAAAGAAUUGGAAACUUUUCAUGGACAUUAUGUGGAAAUCUUAGCAAAAGAUGCCAAGAUUACAUGAUUGGUGUCGAGUGCUUCUACAGCUGCUCGCCUUACGUUGGACUGUGGGCUGAUCCACUAUAUGAUUCGGCGUUUAACAAUGCACCGGUUUGCUCAAGUUACUGUGAUGAAUGGUUUGAUGCUUGUAAAGAUGACAUGACUUGUGCUAAAGAUUGGAUUUUUGGCUUCAACUUCACUAAAGACGGACAUAAUCAAUGCAAACAAAAUUGCACAACGUUCAAAGAUUUCUACAAAAAUGGAACGGAACUUUGCAAUACGAUGUGGCAUGAUUCGUUCAGAUAUGUUGACGAAACAAAGCAUCCUGAUCGCUGUCUGCAUUUUCGAUACAACACUUCUCAUGACCCAAACAUAGACGUUGUGGAACGAAUUUUUAGUACUGCAACUGGCCUACAUCAUCUUUAUGGACUAGGGUUAAAUUUAUUUUUUUCGUUUGUGUAUACUGUCAUGAUUGAACAUUGAUUACAUAAAUUCCAAUUUCUUGCAAUGAUUUUUUUUUCUUAUAGUUCAUUAUAUUUAACACACAAUCACUUUAACACUUCUAUUUCAUUGUGUUUCAAUUCACAACUUGUGAGAUUUUUUAAUUAUGGAGCAAGCGAACACUAACCUUAACCCAAAAAAUAACAUUUACUGAUAAUGAAUGAAACUUUAUAGGGGGCUUAAUAUUGAUAUUGAUUUCCAACUUUCUGGAAUGAUGUACUUUUAUAUAUUGCACAAGUUAUGUAAGAAAAUAUUCUAUUCAUGAACGUUUUUUUAUUUCUUAACUAAAACACAACAAUGUACAUCGUGUCGAGUAAAUUUGUAUAAGUUGAUGCCUAUGUCAAAUGACUGAACUUCUUUCAGCCAUAUGACUCUGUGUAAUAAAUAUCUUUUGAGCUCGAA